AAGCAAGGCCGGAGCUGCAAUUUGGGGAAGACCGGCGGGAUCUGCAGGGGGAAGCUCACGGAACUACCCAAAAUUGGAGGAACAAGAGCAAUCAAAGUUAACCCAAGCCAAUUCAAGCAAGAAUAAAGGAAUUAGGGGCUGUUCUUACCAAAAAAAAUGCCUAGAAAUCACCCACAAUCAAGAGCAGCCGGCGGAAGGACAAAGCAGAGCAGGGCAGAUCCGGCUUUUCCAGCAGGGGAAGAAGGUUUCUGGGUUCCAAUUCAGGUUCUAGAGCAAGAAGGAAGGAGAAAUCUCCAAGCUUUCUCACCAAUUUUACAAGGCAUGGCUGGGUUCCUCUUUUUUUUCUUCGGGUGGCUGCAGCGGGAAGAAGAAGAGCAGAAUCGGGAAUGGCUGGGAAGAAAAGAAAGAAAGAAAAAGAAAAAGAAAGGAAGUCAUCCUUAUCCAAAAUCUUUCCCUCUUUAAGUCCCUCAACUUUUGAAAUAUUCACAUUAGGCCCCAAAACAAACUUUUCUCACAAUCAAGUCCCUAACUUACACUUAAAUAUUCCCGAAAAUUUGGGAUAUUACAUCGGCCAAUGUCGAUAUGUUAUUGAUGAUCCUGCUAGUGGGGGUUAAACGCUAGCACAUCUCGGCACAUGUCGAUAUGUUAUUGAUGAUCCUGCUAGUGGGGGUUAAACGCUAGCACAUGUCGGCGCAUGUCGAUAUGUUAUUGAUAGAACCGGUUCGUUCCUGUAACCCUACUAGUGGGGGUUAAACACUAGUAAUUCCUGUAGCCUGCCAGUGGGAGGUUUAAACACUGGCCGUGACCAAUAGAGGAGACGUCUAUUUCGUGCCCGUACUGUAUCUGUUUUCGUGAUUACACUUGUUGGCAUGCUAUGAGUUUAAUUAACGGUUUGUCAUGAAACGUUUUGUUAUUGAACUGAAUCUGAUUUUGCAUUGACGGUUUUGUCAUUGAACGUUUCGCUAUUGAACCGAACUUGAUUUCCGCAUUAACGGUUUAUCAGUGAAAGUUCUGUUAUACUUACAUGGUUUAUUUGGCAUGCUUACAUUUUUACCCAAGGGCUAUCCAUAUUUACUUACUGAGUUUAUCUCAUAGUUUUCCUUGUCCACCAUUUCAGGAAGUGAAACCGAGGACGGGGAAACCACGGGAAGUGACGAGUUAGAAGGCUAGCCAUUUCGAGAUUGAGCAUAGAUUUAGAAAUAAAUCAUGAUCUUGUAUUUGGAGAUUUUAUUGGAGAUUUAUGAUAUCAGAGAGAUUUUAUAAUUUGAUCUUCAGAUUUUGAUGGUAUUAGUUGUGAUUUGAAUAAGUUUCGAGCCUUGUG
This is a messenger RNA of Rubroshorea leprosula, 1321 nucleotides long. The record is from the annotation of a GenBank genome assembly. NCBI's taxonomy places the organism in Eukaryota, Viridiplantae, Streptophyta, Magnoliopsida, Malvales, Dipterocarpaceae.